This is a messenger RNA of Trypanosoma rangeli, 327 nucleotides long. RefSeq lists its product as uncharacterized. The coding region runs from base 1 to 327 and encodes 108 amino acids. The transcript has a single exon. The record is from RefSeq and is a predicted model, not a curated record. NCBI's taxonomy places the organism in Eukaryota, Euglenozoa, Kinetoplastea, Trypanosomatida, Trypanosomatidae.
AUGUUCGGCCGUCGUGUGUCCAGCUGUUGCCCAAUUCCCACGGCGAUGUAUCGCACCUUGCACAUCAACAACCGACGGCAGGCACAACGUCUUGUUGCUCCAUUCGUGGCACUCUCUCCGCGGGAAACACGUGUUGCCGCCACGGAUGCAUUUGCUCUACAGACUGGUGUAUUUCUUCCUGCCGACCUGGCCACAUCCCCGUCGCUUUCGGCGCUUAUGGGUUUGCCUGCACAGGCCUUGCUAAACGGGUUUGUAACUAACCCCAUCCUGCUGCGCAUCAUUUCUGAUACAAUGUGCACGUAUAGCGUUUUACUUCUUCACACAUAA